CUGGGACUAGCAGAUCCGGGUGCCUGAGGGGCACUCUCCGGUCUGGCUUGAAUCUAGCCUUGUCCAGUGGCCAUUGCACGAGCCUCGGUCCUCCCCAGCUUCAGUGUCUGGUCUGCGGGGUGGGACCUAUCAGCCCUGCAGUCGAGUCUGGAAGGGUUAGAUGAAAGGUUUGAAUGGGACACAAGAGAAGUCUCUAGAAAUGGCAGUUACUGUGGUCGUUGUAACUCCACACUGGAGGGGAGCUGGCCUGAACUUUGGACCUUGUCUUCCAGUAGGAACUCAGUAUCUCAGCCCCAGCAGGAGCCUAUCAUGGCCUCCAAGCCCGAGAAGAGGGUGGCCUCCUCGGUCUUCAUCACCUUGGCACCCCCACGCCGAGAUGUAGCUGUGAGUGAGGGCGUGGGCCAGGCAGCUUCUGAAGCCAGACGCGCUCGGCCCUGGGAGACCCUUCCCACAAAGACACCUGGGGCUGCAGUGGGCAGGAGCCCCAAGACCUGGACGCCCUCCAGCAAGACCAGUGCCUCACUCUCUGGAGUCACACCUCAGCUCUCCAAUGGAGGAUGCUCGCUCCCACCUCCUUCCCUGAAUGAGGAGGACCUAGACCUUCCGCCUCCUCCACCGCCCCCUUCUGCCUACCUGCCUCUCCCAGAAGAGGAGCCUCCUGUCUUACCAGGGUCGUCACUCAUUUCUGACUUGGAGCAACUGCACCUGCCCCCACCCCCACCUCCACCCUUGCUACAGGCUCCAUCAAAGGGAACAUCUGUCCACCCUCCGCCUGGUCACGUCAGACCCUCAGAAGAGGAGCUUCCUCCUCCUCCAGAAGAGCCUGUCACUCUUCCAGAGAGAGAAGCGUCCACGGAUGUCUGUGGUUUUUGUCACAAGCCCGUGUCUCCUCGAGAACUGGCUGUUGAGGCCAUGAAGAGGCAGUACCACGCCCAGUGCUUCACCUGUCGCACAUGCCGCCGCCAGUUGGCCGGGCAGAGAUUCUACCAGAAGGAUGGGCGCCCCCUGUGCGAACCCUGCUACCAGGAUACUCUGGAGAAGUGUGACAAGUGUGGAGAGGUGGUCCAAGAGCACAUCAUCCGGGCCCUGGGCAAGGCCUUCCACCCACCCUGCUUCACCUGCGUGACCUGUGCCCGCUGCAUCAGCGAUGAGAGCUUUGCGCUGGACAACCAGAACCAGGUGUACUGUGUGGCUGACUUCUACAGGAAAUUUGCCCCUGUGUGCAGCAUCUGUCAGAAUCCCAUCAUCCCCCAAGACGGGAAGGACGCCUUCAAAAUCGAGUGCAUGGGAAGGAAUUUCCAUGAGAACUGCUACCGCUGUGAGGACUGCAGCGUCCUCCUGUCUGUGGAACCCACCGACCAAGGCUGCUACCCGCUGAAUGACCACCUCUUCUGCAAGCCCUGUCACAUAAAGCGGAGUGCUGCUGGAUGCUGCUGAAGAGUCCCGAUGGCUGGCCCUUCCCUGACUUGGUUUCCCCUCCUGACCUUCCUUGCAGACUUUCCUUUGGAACCUCACCGGGCACCAGCGCACUGCUCAGCCCAUAGUGUCUAAAUGCACGGGCCUGAGACACGGGGCCUUGGCCUCCCAGUACACAGCACACGCACCCCUCCCCAGACUUUCCACUCCUCUCCGUCCACUGACCAGGAGGCCCCUCACCACCAGACUGCGACCCUGGUCCAUCUCUAGUGCUGCCCUGAUAUGUUUGUGGGGACAGGUCUCGGGGUGAUACCUGAAUCUGGCCAUGAUGCUUAGCUGCCUAGCAGAAGGCGCCGAGACCUCGGCUUCGAUUGUAAAGCCGAGUUGUUUGAAGCGCGCCUUCUCAGCUUCUCCAAAAAGUAUUUUUUUGAGACUUUAUAAAUCUCUAGACAUGGUAGCACACACCUUUGAUCCCAGCACUUGGGAGGCAGAGGCAGGUGGAUUUCUAUGUUCGGUCUAGUCUGAUCUACAGAGUGGGUGAGUUCUAUUUAAAAGAUUCAAAACAAUAUUCUUUGGAUUUGGGGGAGGGAAAUCUUUAAAUUUUUCUUUUUUCUUUUUUUGGUGGGGUAAGAUCAGUAAACAUCUUCCCUUGGUUCAGGGACUGCCAAGAUGGCUCAGUGAUGAAGCGAUGAGGAGUGCUUGCUCCUCUUGCAGAGGACCAGAGUUCAUUUCCCAGCAUCCCCUGCAGAGGCUCAUAACUACCUGUCCUACAACUCCAGGUCCAGGAGAGCUGGCUCCCUCUGCUGAUCCUCCUGAAUGCACAUGGUGUACAGGCUUACACUCAGCCACACACACAUACAUU
Molecule: messenger RNA, 2278 nt
Organism: Mus pahari (shrew mouse)
Lineage: Eukaryota; Metazoa; Chordata; Mammalia; Rodentia; Muridae
Gene: Fblim1
Product: filamin binding LIM protein 1
Exons: 9
Coding region: 310-1437 (375 amino acids)
Biological process (GO): cell-cell adhesion
Cellular component (GO): stress fiber; focal adhesion
Molecular function (GO): filamin binding
Source: RefSeq, a predicted model, not a curated record